CCCGACGUUGCUAGACCCGCCAGCACACUGUCAACGUCAACCACACGAGCAAACAGUUCACCAGCCACAUCAUCAUGGGCACCACCAAGGCUCCGGAUAGACGGAAGUUUGCAGUCAUCUUCGUUCUCGGAGCUCCCGGCUCGGGGAAAGGCACGAUCUGCACCCAUCUGUCCCACAAAAAUGGCCUGUUACACUUCUCAGUGGGAGAUAAUCUGCGCACCUGGAUGAAGGAUGAAGGGAACCGCCAGACGCCUCUCGCCGCUACGAUUCAAGAUAAGCUAGACAACCAAGGAUUCCUCACGUCCACGGAGUUGAACCCAUUCCUGGGCAUUGCCAUCGAGGAUGCAAUGCGGCAUGAUGAUUUGAAUGGGAUCUUCAUCGACGGAUUCCCGAGAUGCGAGGAGCGGCUUGCGUCGUGGGCGCAGUGGCCCUUCCAAGAACGCCUUCCGUUGGAGGGUCACCCAAAACCCGACAUCGUCUUAUUACUCAAUGUGACGAAGGAGAACGCAGAAUCGAGAUAUCUCGCGCGCGGCCGCGACAAGAACGACAGCGGGGAGAAGUUCACGAAGCGGUUCGCAGAGUAUCUGGAGGAAGGACCGCCUGUAGAACGACACUACCGCCAAGCAGGAUUGCUAGUCGAUAUCGACAGCAAUGGCACCAAGGAAGAGAAUAUCGCAGGGGUAGAGAAGACACUGGGAGACAGCGCAUUGUGGAACCGUGUGGUAGGCCAGGGUACGGAGUCGGUUUUUCUCGUAUCCCACCGGUGACCGAGUGUUGUAUGACACCCGAUACUAUGUGUACACCGACCUCCUCGAGAAGACCAUGUCGAUACAAGGCAGUUUCCAACUUUGUCUCACUUGCUGCUACAUCCGCCAACCGCAGACGCUGACCUUUUUCUGUUGCAUCUACCCGAAGUCGGCUAGCGAAUCCAGCAUAGCUCACCAUCACCGGACUACUCCUCAUCUUCGUGGUAUGAUGCCAACAAGAAGGAGCCUAGCCUCCGCAGGAAGUGCCAGGAGCAAUGACACCUUCAUACGGAGUCUUUGUCACCCUUCAACAAAGCUAAGUACAUGGAUUACUAGAACGUUUGAAACCUGAUGAAAGAUCUUCUUACACGCUUGUUGAUAGAACGUAGACAACACUUGCUAAAUUGCUCGGCCCUCAGACACGUUUCCAGCUCUGGGUGAGGUAAUAUAUACGACCUUAUGUAGAUGGAUCUUUUGCAUUGGGUAUAAUAUGAACUCUUCUCAAGUGAUAAUUGGUC
Molecule: messenger RNA, 1264 nt
Organism: Colletotrichum acutatum
Lineage: Eukaryota; Fungi; Ascomycota; Sordariomycetes; Glomerellales; Glomerellaceae
Product: P-loop containing nucleoside triphosphate hydrolase protein
Exons: 4
Coding region: 75-767 (230 amino acids)
Biological process (GO): nucleobase-containing compound metabolic process
Cellular component (GO): cytoplasm
Molecular function (GO): AMP kinase activity; nucleoside diphosphate kinase activity; ATP binding
Source: RefSeq, a predicted model, not a curated record